Molecule: messenger RNA, 1908 nt
Organism: Rhododendron vialii
Lineage: Eukaryota; Viridiplantae; Streptophyta; Magnoliopsida; Ericales; Ericaceae
Product: histone-lysine N-methyltransferase, H3 lysine-9 specific SUVH5-like
Cellular component (GO): nucleus
Molecular function (GO): histone methyltransferase activity; protein binding; zinc ion binding
Source: RefSeq, a predicted model, not a curated record
AUGGCUAACAAAGUAAGGGAGACCCUUCGCUUAUACCAAGUUAUCUGCAGAAAGCUCUUACAAUGAGAAGAAUCGACAGUGUGGACACAAGGAUACUUGAGAAGAAGGAUUGAUCUACAAGUAGAUAAGAUUAUCAGGGCUAGAGGAGUUAAGACAGGCAAACGGCUAAUAGGAUAAGUGCCAGGAGUUGAAGUGAAUGACCAAUUUUAGUAUAGGGUGGAGCUUACACUUGUUGGUGUUCAUCGACCUUACCAAGGCGGCAUUGAUUACAUGAAACAUGGUGAAAUGAUCAUUGUAACAAGUAUUGUUUCCUUUGGUAGUUACGCCGAUGAUUUGGACAACCCUGAUGUUUUGGUUUAUUCUGGUCAGGGAGGAAAUGUAGUAGGUAAGGUCAAACGACUUGAAGACCAGAAGCUUCAAAAAGGGAACUUGGCUCUGAAAAAUAGUAUAUCAGUGAAGAAUCCAAUCAGGGUAGUCCAUGGAUUUAAAGAGACAAAAGCCUCUGGCUUGGAUGCAUCAGAAAAGAUUGUUCUUACAUAUAACUAAAAUGGCUUGUAUAUAGUUGAGAGGUACUGGCAAGAGGUUGGACCAUAUGGGAAGUUGGUUUACAUGUUUGAGUUGAAGAGAAUGCCGGGCCAACCAGAGGUUUCUUGGAAAGAAGCAAAGAAAUCGAAAAAGUACAAAGUACAAGGGGGGUUUGUGUUAGUGAUGUAUCAGGAGGGAAAGAGUCAUUUCCCAUUAAUUUGUGCUGUCAACACCAAAAGCAAAGAGAAACCACCGAAAUUCAAUUACGUAACUCUGAUGAUAUAUCCUUAUUGGUACCACUCUUCUCUUCCCAGGGGUUGUGAUUGUAUUGGUGGAUGCUCAUCUCUAAAAAAAUGCUCAUGUUUGGUCAAGAAUGGUGGAGAGUUUCCAUAUAUCUACAACGAUGCUAUCGUGGAGGCAAAGUCUUUGGUCUAUGAGUGUGGCCCAGCUUGCAAGUGCCCUCCUUCUUGCUGUAAUAGAGUCAGCCAACAUGGAAUUCGAAUUUAGCUUGAAAUCUUCAAAGCACAGUUGAGGGGCUGAGGUGUCAGAUCCCUAGCUGCCAUUCCUUCAAGAAGUUUUAUAUGCGAGUACCAUGGCGAGCUGCUUGAGGACAAAGAGGCUGAACAAAGAUAAAACGAUGAGUAUUUGUUUGAUAUUGGGAAAAACUAUAGUGAUUGUUUUCUUGUUGGACUUUCUAGUAGAGUUAUGGAAGGUAGUUGUUUCACAAUAGAUGCAACACAACGUGCUAAUGUGGGGAGGUUCAUCAACCACAGUUGUUCCCCUAACCUCUAUGCACAGAAUGUCCUCUAUGAUCACGAGGACAAGAGGAUGCCCCACAUAAUGCUCUUUGCUGCUGAGAAUAUUCCCCUGAAGGAAUUGACUUACCACUACAACUAUGUAGUGGAUCAAGUUCGAAAUUCAGACGGUGAAAUUAGAAUGAAGACGUGCUACUGUGGUUCUGCAGAUUAGUGCACCAAGAGGAUAUAUUAACUUGGGGAAGAAAGAGGUUGGAUAUUCAUCCAGAGGUGGGGAUCCCUUUGUUAGUGUAAGAGUUGUUUCUGGAUGGUUUCUGUUUUUAGGAUCUGCUUAUAAUUGUUGCAAUAUGAGCAAGAGUUGAAAGAAGGGUUAAAUUUUUUUAGUAUUUUGGGAAUUGGGACAGUGUUCUUAGUUGGUGGCAGCUGAACAUUAAUCUUCCAUCAAUUCUUUGACUGUAGGUUCUCAAGUUGUUGCUAUAUGACACAUUUCCGAUUAGGAAUGGAUUGCUUGGCAGCAAUUUUGCUCCAGUUGACUGGCUACUCUAUUAAGGCUACUCCCUACUACAGGUCAGACCACUGCACUCGGAUAAGAAAUUAGUUAGAUGAUAUAGCACGUCGUUUGGAGUUA